AUGACCCCGCCUGAAUUUGAUGCACUGGUGAAGCGGCUCAUCGCUCUCCAAACUCCAAAGGUAGUGGUGCUUCUGGUUCUCCUUGUUUGGUGGCUUGAUCUACCAAAAGAAGAAGAGAGCCCUUAUCAGGUGCUAGAAUUCUUCUCCGGUGUUGGGCGCAUUGCUGCCCUAUCCAAGCUUGGCGGCCUUCGAUCCGCGGCUGUGGAUAUUGUCAAUGGGGAGGAGGUUUUGGAUGCCUCGACCAAAGACCUGUUUGACAGUGACACUCUUGUGGCUGUGCAAGACCCAUAUGGUGAGAUUAUAGCAUAUGAGGAUGCCUUUGUCAAGACCUGCCGCAAGAAGGCCCAGUUGAUAUCGGAGGAUGACUUGUUCGUGGAUGGCCAGUUCAUGUCAGAACAAGACAUGAUUGAUGAGGGCUUCAAAGAGCCACGUAUCGCUGGGAUCAAAGCUGAAUGUGCUCAACAUGCAGGUUCGAUCCGGCAACAGGAUGAGUUCACUUCCCUCUUCAAAGAAGCCCGGAAGUGGCUAGAACUGAGAGAACACGAAAAGACAUUCUGUCCUUUGAGCUCCCAAGCCAAAGCUCCAGCUGUGUCUUUGGCCCAGCAUGCUGAUGCCCUGCAGGAAGAGUUGGAGGAUCAUGAGCCCUUGCCCUUGUCCACCACUGGUGUGCUGGGGUGUCAACACAAGAAUUCCUCCAGGCAGUACAAACGAGUAGUAGCCAGGAAAAUUCCGACAUCGUACCACCAGUUCGAGGAGAAUGGAGGGACCGUCAGACUUCCCUAUCUGAAGCCAACAGACAUGCUGAAGUAUUUGCUGUCCAACGAACCGUGGAUACUUUUAGGAGGGCUGGAACCUGGCCAAGAAGCGGAGGACAUGCUGGCUACAUUUUGGAGGCUCUACAAGUCGGAGCAUAGCACUCAUGCAGUGUACAAAAUGGCCGAGGAAAAUCGGCUCUCAUUAUCUCAGACCAUCCCUGUGUUUCUUCACGGCGAUGGAGGUCGUACCCAAAAGAAGGCGCCACUGGAAGUUGUCAGUUUUCGACCAGCUUUAGGAUUGGAUACAGAAAUAAACAAUUUUGGAUGCACCUGCAACCCUUCAACAGUCUAUUGUGGUGAUUGCAAGUUGGAUCCGCUCGCACAAAGGUUGAACAAUCGAAAUCACUCAUACCUCACCCACUUUUUGAUUUUUGCCUUCCCUUCGAAGAAGUUCAAAUCGACUCCUGGCCUUUUCAAGUCCAUGUUGGACGCGGCAUCCAUGGACCUGAGAGCUGCUUGCUGUGAUGGAAUUUCAGUGGGCAACAGUCUGUACCACGUGGCAGUUUUGGGGAUGGCCGGGGACAUGGAGUACCACACCAAGUCUGGAACACUGAACAGGUCUUACCAGAAUGUUGGCUCCCGAAAUUUCCUCAGGUGCUGUGCAGAGUGUUGGGCUGGCGACAUUCGAUAUCCAUUCGAGGAUGUAUCAACAUGUCCCGCAUGGCUCUCAACUCUAUACAACAGCCCUCCUUGGACACAGACUCCACCAUUCAAGCACAUACCGUUUGAAGACUGGAACACGGGGGCUGCUGGGAGGUUUUUCAAGAAGGACCCAAUGCACAUCUUCAGACUGGGGAUUGCAAGGAAUUUCAUUGGCUCCACUAUAGUACUGUUCUGUUUGGAAGGGGUGUGGGAUUCUCCUGGAGAUUCGUUAGCGAUAGACAAUAGGUUGAUUCGUGCAUGGAGCUCCUUUGCCCUUUGGUGCGAUGCCAACAAUGUGACCUGUGGGGCUAUCAGGUCAUUCAGCAAGGCGGCGUUACACAUGCCCAGACUUGGAGUCUUCCCCUUCAUUGGAGGGAAAGCCAGUGACAGCAUUUACCUCUUAAAGUGGCUGAAGUUUGUGAGUGGUCUUGAAGGUGUUGCAAACCCAACUUCGACUUUAUUUCCAUUAGUUCUGAAGGCUGCAGUGCAAGGAUUGAAUUUCCAGUGCAUACACCGCCACGGACUGUGGCUACCAGUUGGCUGCAGGGACCGCAUCAUUCGAUAUGCACGAGACUUUGUUCAGUCUUAUGCCUGGUUGGCUCAAUACGCAUACCAGCGAAACUUGCAGCUAUACGGCAUGGUACCGAAACUGCACGCGAUGCAUCACUUUCCUGUUCAAUUGGGGCUUCAACAUGGCAACUCCUUUUGUGCCAACCCAGCCCUGUUUGACUGUUCUUCUUCGGAGGACUUCGUAGGGCGCAUCUCCAGACAAUCACGGAGAGUGUCAAAUGUAAACGUGGUUGAGAACACCAUCUUAGCAUACCGUGUGAAAUCAAAAAUGAUCAUCAAACGAUUCAAAAGAAAGAAGCAAUAG
This is a messenger RNA of Durusdinium trenchii, 2331 nucleotides long. Lineage: Eukaryota; Dinophyceae; Suessiales; Symbiodiniaceae. The record is from the annotation of a GenBank genome assembly.